AUGGCAAUCGAUCCGAAUGAGGGUGAAUCAGCCGUGAAGGCCAUCACCCACAAGGACAGGCGAAGCCAACAGAACGGUCGCGGACGUGGCGGCAAAGGUGCAGGCCAAUACAAUCCGCAGAAAAGGCCGCAAGGCAAUCGCAGUAGCAUUCGCAAGCCAGUCCUUGCACUCUGCAAGGUGACCCGCGCUGAUGGCGCCGUGGAGGUCACCGAGACAUUGAAGGCAGCGCUCCUUGAAGCGGAGAGGGCCAACGAGCCGGUGGAUGGCGGGCUGCUGGGAAUGGCCGCAGCUCAGGCCGGCCGGCUUGGGCUGAAAGAUCUACUGGCUACGCUUUGCGCCUACUCCUGGCCAAGGCUCAACUCCUGCGGCGGCCGCGAGGUCGCUGAGUUGGCAGCCGCGGCUAGCAAAUGCGGCUGUGACGACGAGAGGUUCUUCUACUUCGUGGCGACUUAUUGCAGCCAGAAUCCGAAUGCUUUCACCUGCCUGCGGGACGUGGCCCUCGUCGCUGCUGCUCUCACGAGAAAGCUGGACUCACAGGUGAAUUUGGGAGCUGCUUUUCACGGGCUGUCCACUGUGGCGCUGCACCACCUGCGGGGCACGCUGACGGGACAGCCGAUCCGGGACAUCGCUGAGUUCUUCUACUCGCUGAUGAAUGUGUUGGGUCUGCCAAACAACGCCAGCCUCUGCGCUGCAGACAUGGUGAGUGAAGUCAUCCUGGCCAUUGCCUCUGCC
Symbiodinium sp. CCMP2456 is the source of this 732-nucleotide messenger RNA. Lineage: Eukaryota; Dinophyceae; Suessiales; Symbiodiniaceae. The record is from the annotation of a GenBank genome assembly.